CUUGUUUUGAUUGGGCCGGGCUGGCUUCCGGCUUCGGCGAUGGAGUGCGCGGCGAAGGGGCUGGCCGCGGAGCCGUGCGCCGGCGGCGUCGCCGACCGGCGGUGCGGCGGCUGCGGAGCUGUCGCCUACUGCUCCCGCGCCCACCAGAUUAUUCAUUGGAGGGUUCACAAAGAAGAAUGUGAAAGGUUUGCAGAACAAAUGAGGCGCGUUGAUGUGCUCAACCAGUUUCCGUUCACAUUCUUGGAACCUCCUUCUCUGAACCAUGAAUUCCCAAGUGCAAGGUGCUUAUUUUUGCAAUCAAUCAAACUUCACCAAAAAGGGAUCUGGAAAUCGGAAUGCAUAUGUGACCAAGAUGUUGAUCCUGUGAAGGAUUUAAGCAUAGAAGCUGAAUGGAACUUGCAAAGCUCCCUCUGCCCUUGUACAGAGCCUAAAAAUCCUGUGCCUUCGGUCCUGGCAAGCUGGGAAGACUAUUAUCAGUGGAGAUCCCUUCCCCUGUAUUCACCUGUUGCUGUUUUACUUCAUUGGCCACUUACUCUAUAUCAUUGCAUUCAACUCUCUCGGUUCCAAACUCCAAGAUAUGAUGGCCAGGACACCCUGUGCAUUCACUAUUUAGGGCCUGAGAAGGAGCUACUUCAGCUUGCAGCAUUUGGGGAACUACUUGCAUUAUUUCCAGGUGUACAGAUUCACAUUGAGCUUGUGGGACCAGAAGUUCCAAAGUCUAGGGAUGGUGAGGUUGUAAACAUUUCCAGAUAUGCAUGCUGUUCUGAUGAGAGCUGCUGUUGUAAAUCUUCUAUUGGUUCCAAAGAAUUGAGUUGCACUGCAGUGACACUCAAACUGUGGAAAGGUUUCUAUCAUGAGAGAUGCAGUGAUAUAAUGAAGGACUCAAUUCCUCAUCUUAUUUUUGCCCCAAAUGCUGGUGUGGCUGCAUACCCUAGUUGGAUGCCAACUAUUGAAAUAAUAAGGCGGACUGGGAUUCCUGCAGUCUUUACGGACUUCUGUGAAGAAGCUGCGCAUCUAGCAUCCUGCUGCAUAAGCUCCAUAACUGGUCAACCCCUUAAAAUUCCAAUCCAGGUAAAUCCUUUCAGGCAGCCAGUUGCAGCGGAUAACAGUGCACUAUACCUACCAUGUUAUUCAAAUUGCUUUGUUUUCGGGAUGUAAAAUUGCCCUGUGUCCCUCAUGAAGUAUUAAGAUAUUGAUUUGUUGAGAAAUGGCAAUGUAACUUUCCAAAGGAGACAAGGGUGAGAUGGGAGGUUUUCUUUUCUGAGAGAUGAUGGAAUGGGGAUUUGAAUUUUGAUUUAUGUUCGGGCACUUGGAAUUUGAGAAGACAAGUUGCACAAAUCGUUAGGGACAUUCGAAGGGCUAGGAAUAGCAUGAGUACAAGCCGAUACAAGGAGGAAAUGUACUUUACUUGAACCUCUCUGAAAAUAUUUAGAGACUGCAAGUGUAAAAUGUUCACAUCAACUGACUCUUGAAAUAUAUAUUUUUUUUUUCAUAA
Sorghum bicolor (sorghum) is the source of this 1495-nucleotide messenger RNA. RefSeq names its product zinc finger MYND domain-containing protein 15. Lineage: Eukaryota; Viridiplantae; Streptophyta; Magnoliopsida; Poales; Poaceae. Bases 40 to 1158 code for a protein of 372 amino acids. The transcript is spliced from 11 exons. The record is from RefSeq and is a predicted model, not a curated record.